GUGUCGGGACGAGGUGGAGCAAGGGCCGCUGUUCCCGCUGCUGGCAGACACAAACAGACGGUUCCUUCAAUCAUCGACCCCAUCUCUCACUUCAUCCUUCAAACUGUCAGCCAUGUCUCAAUUCUGGAAGCCCACUUUCACCUAUUUGCAAUAUGCCCAGGUCUGCGCCCGUGCUGUCCGCAACUCGCUCAAAGAGGAGGCCCGCCUCGUCGCCGUUCGCCGUGACGAGCAGGGUUUGAAGUACGCAAAGUGGGAGGCUGGCAAGCAGGGUGACCUUAAAAACACCGUUGGCAGCCGCACCACUGCUUAAACAUUCUUGGACCCCUACUGAAUGUUUCUAGCCGUGUUCAGCCUCUUUUUUUGCUCCCAACAAUCAAUCGAAUGUUGACAGGAUGAUCAUGGUGGAAGAACAUGGAAAAGCAAUAAACCCAACUUCAUUGAAAACCCUCCACUCUUCCCUUCAUUUUCUCGUAAAUAAACACGUUCACGCUCGCAAUCCAGCAUGGACAAAAAUAUAUUCAUCGGACAUGGUCCCUUUCGCCUGCGUGAGUGGGUUAUCAAA
Molecule: messenger RNA, 562 nt
Organism: Gamsiella multidivaricata
Lineage: Eukaryota; Fungi; Mortierellomycota; Mortierellomycetes; Mortierellales; Mortierellaceae
Product: mitochondrial ATP synthase epsilon chain-domain-containing protein
Exons: 3
Coding region: 113-310 (65 amino acids)
Biological process (GO): proton motive force-driven mitochondrial ATP synthesis
Cellular component (GO): mitochondrial inner membrane
Molecular function (GO): proton-transporting ATP synthase activity, rotational mechanism
Source: RefSeq, a predicted model, not a curated record